Molecule: messenger RNA, 1072 nt
Organism: Theobroma umbraticum
Lineage: Eukaryota; Viridiplantae; Streptophyta; Magnoliopsida; Malvales; Malvaceae
Product: glutaredoxin-C6-like
Source: RefSeq, a predicted model, not a curated record
UAUUCUUUGUCACCUUUAAAAUACCCAAACCCCCUCAGUCGCUUCCCUUUGCUAGAAAUGCCAAUGUGGCGUUCUGCCCACAUGCACAUGAAUACGGUGAAAUAAAACAAAACACAAACACGCACAAAGCAAGUGUUUUGCUUUAAAGCGCGUGGGCUUAAUUACCCAAGCUCUGGCAACCCCAAAAAUCCCAUGAUCCCAAAAGAAAAUAAAGAGAACCUAUGUAACACAGUACUUUCUGAUGUAAGCAACCAUAGCUCCUUCUCUCCCUUCCCUUCUCUUCUCUUCUCUCUCUGUCUCUCUGAUUUAUAUUUAACUCCCAUCCCACUUGCUUUCCUCGUUGACAUCACACAAUCGCACAAAAGCUUUGUUGUUUUUCUCUCUGGCGAUGCAAAGCCUAAGAAGUUGCUCAAGUGACGUUGUGCAGCUUGAUCUAACACUACCGCCAACACCACCUUCCUCCUCUUCAUCCAACAACAAUCCCAUGAGUACCACCACCACAACCACCACCAUCAGCGGCGGGCUUUCCAUAGACGAGGAGGAGUCAACGGAGACGCGAAUCAGGAGGCUGAUAUCAGAGCACCCUGUCAUCAUCUUCAGCCGAUCUUCUUGUUGCAUGUGCCACGUCAUGAAAAAGCUCUUAGCCACCAUCGGGGUUAACCCUACUGUCAUCGAACUUGAUGACCAUGAGAUCGCUGCUCCCUCCACCGCCGUUCACGAUAGCCUCUCUCUGGAAUCCAGCCCCGCCGUGUUCAUUGGUGGAACCUGCGUCGGCGGCCUUGAAUCCCUCGUGGCUCUUCACCUUAGUGGCCACUUUGCAAAGCUCGUCGAAGUUGGCGCUCUCUGGGUAUGAUAUAUAGAUUAUAGCAUUAAAAAUCAUAUAAAUCAAGCUGCCAUUUUUAAUGCUUUUUUAAUCUGGGGUUUUUUUCUGGUCAUUAUUAUUAUUAUUAUUAUUAUUAUUAUUAUUGUAUCUUCUUUGUAAGUUGAAGUAACAUAAAAUUAGGCAGUCCAUUUCCCAAAAAGAAAUAAUUUCUGCCUCUUUUUCUCUCUUUCCCCAUUAGCUUUGCCGGUC